This is a messenger RNA of Conger conger (European conger), 2680 nucleotides long. RefSeq lists its product as uncharacterized. Lineage: Eukaryota; Metazoa; Chordata; Actinopteri; Anguilliformes; Congridae. Bases 567 to 1247 code for a protein of 226 amino acids. The record is from RefSeq and is a predicted model, not a curated record. The transcript has 3 exons.
CUCGCUCUGCUUGCAUGUCUUGGGGGCGCGACCAAAGUGCACAAAAAGCGGCGUGGUCUCAUUCAAGUUAAACAGAGAGUUGAACAGACGUUUUCUGUCGUACAGGUUUGUGCUACUCGAGAAGUGCUAUUCGACAAAAAGCAAGAUUUGGAAAGGAGGAAAUAUUUAGGCUACUUGCGACGUGGCAGAGUAAACGACAUUAUUUUGUUUUUAUAAUUCUAAAUGCCGCUUGUAUGUGGCACAUAACAUGCGGCGAUGAAUACGUGAAAAAAAGAAAAGUUUUUGUACGGAGAAUUUCAAACAAAGUCGGCGAUUUGAGGCUGAACGUCGUGGUUUUAAGAGAAAGUGGUUUCUGUACAUUUUUAAAGCGCGAGAGUACUGUGUAGACUCUUCGACCAGUUCAACCAAGGCACGCCGGACGCUUGCUGAAACACCGUUUGCAUGAAAGGACGUCAAGGUCUGGCAAGUGAAUGCAACUCUUUGGGAGGCUGGAUACAAGUGAAAAACAGGGAGACCAAACAAUUUCUCCGGAUAGGAAUCCCAUCCCAUACUGACUUGAGCCGACCAUGUCUCUGGGCACAUUUCACCUGAUGCAGACGUUGAAGAACUCUCCCGCCGUGAUCCGGCGCCACUUCCGCCGUGACCGCACCGAAAGCCUGUCCCACGGCGAUCCACUUUUCAAGGUGCACUACUUGGGCACCGCAAAAAUCUUCUCCUUGGACCGGGACCAGGCCCAAGAUGCCAUCAACCGUCUGCUGGAUGGUGCUCCGGGUAAGCUGAGAAAGGAGCACGCCCUGGUGGUGCGUCCACGCUACGUGGAGGUGAAGGAGAUCAGCACGGGCCGGCAACUGACCAAGACGUACCUGCAGGACAUCGCGUACUGCGCGGCGGACACGGCCCGCCCCAACGUCUUCCUGUACAUCUGCAAGCAGCACAGCCAGCAGCUGCAGUGCCGGGUGUUCUGGUGCAACCGGGCUGAGCGUGCCAAGGACAUGACCGCCUGCCUGGCUCACUCCUUCCAGCGGGCGCUCAAUGACUGGCAGGAUGGACCCUCGCCCACUCAAGGAGAGAGACCGCGGGCCAAGGGCGAAGAGCUACCAGGUGCUAACAACCCCACGUUGAGGAGCUCCACGCUGCCGGCCAGUCUUGGGAAAGUUCGCUGGCGGGCGAGGAGCUCUGCAUCCCGCAGUCCCCUUCGAGGAAUCACGAGGAGGGGCUCUGCCUCUGACAGUGGGCUCUGGCACUGAACGGGCAUCAGCCGGCCUGCUGCGAAAGACCAGCCCCAUAGUAAACAUUUUGAGGGGAACGGGACCACAGCUGAAUUACACAGGACUUUCUGAACUUCUGAUCUCUUCCAAGGCAGAGAAUGCGGCUGAAAUGUCCUAAUUUUGGGGCACGAUGGGUACUGGCCAUCGUGCAGAGGAGCAGGGCAGCCUUUGGAAACUGAUCUGAUGAAGACAGGAUUGACAAACUUCAGCUUAGACUUUUCAGCAAUCUGUGCCACACUACUGAGUGCAUUCCAAAAGUCAGACCGCAAACCCUCAUUUAUAAGAAGCAAAGUUUCUUAAGUCAGACAGCCAGAUUGUUGCAUUCCACUGAAUUUUUAUUUCAUUUUAUUUUUAAAGUAUCUUUUGUUUUUAUAAGCUUUCCACUCAGCCUUGGAAUUCACAGGGGCGUUUUUGGAAGAUGACUGAGGGCAGCAACACAUCGCAUUAGUACUUUGGAGGAGUUCAGGAGUAUUUUGAGGAAGAGGAGAGAGCAGUGAGCACGGUCAUUCUAACCAGUACACUAAAUGACUACAACUUGGGCAUUGACAUAUACUGCAGUUGAUAUUUUAGGUCACUAUUUAAAGGUGGAUAGAAUGAAAAUAGGCUGAGCUUCAUAUUGAAAAGUACUAUUUCAUGCCACACUACACUGGUCCUUAAGUAAUUAGAUUGAGUUGUCGCUAUAAAUAUUAUUGUUUUAAUUUUUUAAUCCUUCUGUUUUUGUACAGUUUACAGAGACCUAGGUUUGUUUCAUAGGUUCUUGCUUAUUUGUUAUUUAUUUAUAUGGUAUAAUUAUAUAUACACUAGGUAAAGCCAGAAUUAAGACUGAGUACCCUUGUCUACUGUGCUGGCAAUAUCUCAGUGCAGCUGUCGUUUUACAGUUUUUAAUCCUGUUUUUGUUUUUGUUUUGUUUCUUUUUGAGGCAUUGGGAAGUUAGACUACCAGACUAGACUUGUGUUCAGGAUGCGUGUGCAGCAUGACGUAAAUCUGUGUGGAAUGUGCUGUGCACCUGCGUUCCACUGAGGGUGGUUUAUAUGCCAGCUUCUUUCCCCUGCACAACCGCAUACCUUCCUGAUGUGUGGAAUAUUCAUUUGCCAAAAAUGGUCUACUCAUGCCACUUCAGGCUGAUUUCCUGGCAGUGAUGAAGCUUUGAGGCAACUUAAAUGAACUCAUUCUUCAUGUUCUGUUUGGGUAAUAUGUUAUUUUCAAGAGGGUUGAACAGUGUGGCGGUGAAACUGGAAAUCUUUUCUUUGAUGGGACCAAUCUUCAGUGUAUUACAAUCUGUUACCUAGGGGAAAUGGCUUGUAUUAAUUGCACUGUGUAGAUCUGUUGUCUUCUCAAGAGGUCACCCAAUAUGCUUGUUUUAUUUAUUGGACUGGCAAAUAUUGUGAAUAAACUAAUGCUUUUUUAAAAAA